CCACGUUCCAUCGACACACACAAAUUAAUCGUGAAAAAAUUCCGUUCGAGACAAGACCUAUAAUAAUAACUUUCUCAACAUAGGUUUAAAGCAUACACAAAAUCUCGAUCAACGAGACUAGUUUUAACUAGUGCUUGUAAAAAAGUUAUUUUUCAAGUUCACCAUGGCUGGAUUUACAGAAAGUGCUUUGGUUAAAAAAUUGCUGGACUUAAAUCCGUCACAGCAAAGUAUCCAGACUUUAUCGUUGUGGUUGAUUCAUCAUAGAAAACAUCAUAGUACUAUAGUUAAAGUUUGGUACAGAGAAAUGUGCAAAGCCAGAGACAAUCGUAAGUUGAUGUUCAUGUAUCUGGCAAAUGAUGUAAUACAGAACAGCAAGAAAAAAGGUCCGGAAUUUGGUAAAGAGUACGAAGUAUUUUUGCCAAAAGCUUUUGAGCACAUGAAAGGAUUUGAUGAAAAAACUCGGGAGAGAUUGAAUAGACUGCUUCAGAUUUGGGAAGAACGGGGUGUUUAUGAUAAAGCACAAAUUUUGGAGUUAAAAACAGCGUUAGACUCUGCUAAUGAACCUACCAAGGAACCUGGUACUCCUCCUCCAAGAAAAAAGCCAAAAAUUGAGGAAAAAAUCAAAGUUAAGACAUCAACGCCUAAAGUUGAAAAGAAAGAGAAAAAGGAUAAAAAAGAAAAAAAAGAACGGAAAAAAUCAGAGACUGAAGUUGAAGUUGAUGGUACCAAAGAAUUACAUGUUACACUGAGUCCUAGAACACCUGCUGGAGAUCCGCCAGAAACUGAAGAGCUUAUUAAAGCUUUGAUGGAUUUGGAGAACACAGCAUCCUCGGACGCAAACGUGAGAGAAAGAAUAGCGUCACUACCUCCAGAAGUAUCAGAAGUGUCUUUACUAGCUAAUUUAGCAGAUCGUUCAGCGGCAGACCAAUUGAGCAUUGCAGUCAAUGAAGCCGCUACAUUACUCGCUGACUACAAUGGACGUUUGCAAGCUGAAAUGGAGGACCGUCGAAGACUAUUAACAAUGCUCAGGGAUUAUACUUUAGCACAAAGGCAAUUGCUACAACAAGCACAAACAACACUCGAUGAUUACAAAGAAAAGUUAAAAAAGAUAUGUGCAGUACGGGCUGAAGUAAAGUCACACAUUUCAAAUCUACCAGAUUUAACGCAGUUACCAGACGUUACUGGUGGUUUAGCACCGUUACCAUCCGCCGGAGAUCUUUUUUCACUUCACUAGUAAACGCUUAUACUAAUUAUUAAAUUGAAAAAUAAUUUUUACACUUAAUUAGUUAGUUAUUGAAUAGAUAUAAAAUUAAAAAACAACAGAAGUAUAUUAACGACACUUGAAAUCGUUGAACAAAAUUUUAUUUAACGUAAAUUCAAUACUUUUAUCAAUCGACUAUUUAAUUCGUUUUAAUUAAUCUGUUGAUUAAUAGAUAUAUAGAUUGAUGAAUUAAUUAAUUAAUUAAUUAAUUAAUUUAACUGAGAUGACUCUUGAUAAAGGCAGAUCACAAACUUCCUCAUGACGCUGUGAUUUUUUUUCAAACAAAUGAAAAAAAAGUUUUAUUGAACAAAGUUUAUAAUUAAAUCAAGCAAAGCUAAACUGACAAAUAAA
Molecule: messenger RNA, 1612 nt
Organism: Cotesia glomerata
Lineage: Eukaryota; Metazoa; Arthropoda; Insecta; Hymenoptera; Braconidae
Product: regulation of nuclear pre-mRNA domain-containing protein 1B
Exons: 6
Coding region: 164-1234 (356 amino acids)
Biological process (GO): mRNA 3'-end processing
Cellular component (GO): RNA polymerase II, holoenzyme
Molecular function (GO): RNA polymerase II complex binding
Source: RefSeq, a predicted model, not a curated record